Messenger RNA from Sphaeramia orbicularis (orbiculate cardinalfish), 1297 nucleotides. RefSeq names its product transcription factor HES-7-like. The record is from RefSeq and is a predicted model, not a curated record. Bases 44 to 670 code for a protein of 208 amino acids. Lineage: Eukaryota; Metazoa; Chordata; Actinopteri; Kurtiformes; Apogonidae. The transcript is spliced from 3 exons. Gene Ontology annotation, molecular function: protein dimerization activity.
UUUGGUUCUUGUCUGGACAGAACACAUCGGACCACUGAGCACCAUGAAACUGUUACAGGAACCCGAGGAUGCGACCAGAAACAAAAAGUUGAUGAAGUCGCAGGUGGAGAAGCGUCGGAGGGAGCGGAUGAACCGCAGUCUGGAGCGUCUGAGGACCAUGUUGAUGGAGGAGAAACAGCCGCAGGGUGGAGGUCACAGGGUGGAGAAGGCGGAGAUCCUGGAGCACACGGUCCUGUUUCUGCAGAAGUCCGCCCCUGGACACCAGACAGCAGACCACGGAAGCCAGAAACACCCGUUUGAGGACGGCUUCACUGCGUGUCUGCAGAGAGCCGCUCAGUUCCUGGGGCCGCAGGGGAAGGGGCUGUGGCUCGGCCCGGCUCUGGACGCCACCUUGGUUCGGUUCGGCUCCGAUCCUGCGCAUUUCCAGAAGAUGAAGGCCGCCUCCAGCUCCCUGCCGCGGGCCAGGUCCCUGCUCCGGAUGCUGAGGCUCAAGUCCAGACACAAACCGCAGGGACAGGGCCCUGUCAGGACCAAGCCCCCCCCUCAGCCCUACCGCCUGACCCCUCAGGUCCCCAGAGCCCAACAGACGCAGAACCAGAACCAGCUCCGGGAAGACACACAGUCUCAGAGGGUCCUGGUCCACAAUCCUCUGUGGAGACCCUGGCCCUGAUCACCAAACUCACCCUGAACUUUAAAGACUAUGAAUCCUUCACAGUUCACUGGUGUCGUGUAUAUUGUUCCUGAAAAAAACAUUUUGCAUCAUAACCUUGUGAAUAAUGCCUGUGAUUUCUGAUCAUCGAACCGAACCGGUCCGUUCCAGGCUGUAAAUAACUUAUAACCGUCUCAUGUGUCCAUGUAUGUAUGUGUAUAGGGUAGACCCCUCUUGUUUAACGCUUCUCAGUGAGCUCAGUCAGGCACAGGGACUCGUCCACACUGGGACUGAGAGACGUGCUGCUGGAUCCGAACCGAGCCGAGCAGUCCCGAGUCCGCUGGUGCUGUGGGAGUUGAGAGGUGAGUAUCACAGGGAUGAGUUCAGACAUGCGCUAAGGCCUGUUCCAUCUGUCCCGUCUUCUUCUGCUGUGGUUCAGGUGUGUGGUACUGAAGUGGAUCAUGAUCGAGUGUCCGUCUGUCACAUUUCAGGUACCAGGUCUCAGAUUUGAGGGUGGGACAGCCCCCCCUUCUUCCCGCAUCGCCUUCACCCUGUGCCUUGGUGCCUGUUGGCAUCUCCAUGUACACUGUGUUUUUCAAAUAUGUACCAUGUCUAUUUUGCACACUAAUUUAUUCUUAAUGUCUCGCU